Messenger RNA from Plectropomus leopardus (leopard coralgrouper), 1163 nucleotides. NCBI's taxonomy places the organism in Eukaryota, Metazoa, Chordata, Actinopteri, Perciformes, Serranidae. The record is from RefSeq and is a predicted model, not a curated record.
GACCAGAGGUGACAGUUUGGAUGGGAAAAUGUCCCAGAAAGACACAGGCAGCACUUCAUCACUCAUGGCGCUUCACUCAGAUUCACAUAAACAAACCAUCCUGAGCAAAUUUGACAAGCUCAGGAAGAGAGACCUGCUGUGCGACAUCACUCUGGUCGUGGAGGACGUGCACUUCAGGGCGCAUAAAGCCCUGCUGGCCGCGAGCAGCGAGUACUUCUCCCUCAUGUUCACAGAGGAGCAUCACGUCAGUCCGUCGACGUACCGGCUGGACGGUAUGGCAGCUAAGAUGUUUGCAGCAGUGCUGGACUUCAUCUACAGCGCGCAGGUGUGCGUGGAGGAGAGCGCCGCAGAGCAGCUGCUGGCCGCGGCUUGUCUGAUGGAGGUCAACGACCUCGUCAAGGUGCUCAGUGAACGGGGGUGUGAUGGGGGAAAGGGUGACACCAUCGAGGCGGCAGAUGUGUCAAAACGCAAAAGAGGACGACCAAAGAAAAACGUGCCAGUGACGGAGCUGGAGGAGAGAGGCGCGCCAUGUGCGAGCGCAGAGGACGCGCGGGAUGGACGCGUGAACGGUGAUAAUGAAGAAACGGAGUCAAAUAAAGACGAUGCAGAUUUUAAUCCAGGAGCCCAACAGAGCCGACAGAGCAAACGCAAAAUCAGGCCACCGGUGAAAUACAAGAGCUACAAGGUGGGCAGCGACACGACAGUGAGUAAAGAGCCCGGGAGGAGAGGCAGGAAAAGGAAAUACCCCAACACCGAGGCCCGGUGUGAGGACUGUGGCAAACUGUUCAAAAACCACCUCUUUCUGAAGAUUCACCAGAGGACUCAUACAGGUGAGAAGCCUUUUCGGUGCCCGGUUUGUGGAAAGGGUUUUACCCAGAAGCACACUCUGCUGGUUCACCAGCGCAUGCACACUGGAGAAAAGCCGUUUGUUUGUACCAUCUGCUCCAAAGCGCUCUCCACCAAACACUCCCUGCAGGAGCACAUGAACCUCCAUGAAGAAGACAAAUCCUUCAGCUGUGAUAAAUGUGGAAAGACCUUCAAUCAGAAGAGGCAACUUAAAAGCCAUUACAGAGUUCAUACAGGCAAAUCACUGCCAGAAUGUGCUCAGUGUCAUCACAAAUUCAUGGACACGGCUCAGCUGAAAAAACACCUGAGAACUCAUA